This is a messenger RNA of Aplysia californica (California sea hare), 3191 nucleotides long. Its product is annotated as translocator protein. The coding region runs from base 172 to 666 and encodes 164 amino acids. The record is from RefSeq and is a predicted model, not a curated record. The transcript is spliced from 4 exons. Gene Ontology annotation, cellular component: mitochondrial outer membrane. Lineage: Eukaryota; Metazoa; Mollusca; Gastropoda; Aplysiida; Aplysiidae.
GUCAUUAAUUUUCUUUCACAACACUGUGUUUUGGUGUCCUUUCUUCUGCUUGUUCUGCAUCCUGAACUGCUGAAAAUAGCAACCACAGAGGAAAAGAGGAACGUCCAGAGUUGCACGCAGUCAACUGGGAAAUCUCUCUGCCUUGUGACUUGUGAACAAGACUGUUUCGAUAUGUCUGACUACCUUGCUCCAACCCUUGCUGUGAUUUUGCCAAAUCUUGGUGGAAUUGCAGGAAGUUUCAUCACAAGAAAAAAUAUCCCGAACUGGUAUGAGGGUUUGAACAAGCCGUCGUGGCGGCCAGGAAACAAGGUGUUUGGCCCAGUGUGGACUACUUUGUACUGCAGCAUGGGCUACGCCUCCUACAUGGUGUGGCGUGAUGGCGGCGGUUUUGACGGCGAUGCUGCCUUGCCUCUGGCCUGGUACGGAGCUCAGCUCGCUUUGAACUGGGCUUGGACGCCAAUUUUCUUUGGACUUCACAGCCCCAAAUGGGGAUUUGUUGAGAUCAUUUGCCUGUGGGGUGCUAUCGCAGGCACCAUUUAUUCCUUCCAUGGCAUCAAUGAGAAAGCCUCUUACUUGUUGCUUCCUUACCUUGGCUGGGUCAGCCUGGCCUCCGCUCUGACCUUCAGGAUCUGGAGAGACAACCCUGAUGCUGACAAGAAAGAGUGAAUUUCCCAGGAGAUGAUUUUAGCAUAAACAGAUUUGAAGCCGGAGGUCGCUCGACAGAUACAGCUCAAGUCAUACAACCGAAGUUAUACGAACUUCUUGUUGAGAAUUUAUUAAAAUUAGAGUUCUAGAGUUGACUCUGCUAGUUGUCCGUUCCAAAAUGUGUCUUACUUUAGUUCGGAAAGCUCUCAUUUAAUGACACAAGGAAUUUUGUCCUUUAUCAGGCUAAUAAUUAUAUAUACUGAAUACGUAGCUAGCUUCCUAUCAAGUAGAGCAAGAUUUAGGUUUGUUGUGAGAAAAGUCUUACAGUAACAGCGAGUGGCUGUUUUUCCAGAAACAUCCCAACCUGUUGAUGACACUAUGCCCUUUGUUAACCCAUGUGCUUUAAAAAUACGAAUAAAAGUAUUCUCCCAGCCUCCACAGACAAGAUCAAACAUGUAUAAUUUUUAUGCCUCCCGCUUUGCUAAUAAUUUUCAUGUUCACAGACCCUUUACCUUUAUUUUCAUAUCAAGUGUCUUUGUACUAAAAUCUGAUGCUUUUGAAAAAAAUGUUCUGUCUGUAUGAGGGAGUAACUGUAGCACGGUUUGAAAAUUUUCUGAGGUUUAAUAGCCAAGCUAUGUUCUGCUGUUGAUCUGGAAAAUAUAUAACCUCAGUGUUAAUAGGAUAGGUUGUGGAUGAGAUGUUGAGUUUGAGAUCAAUUUGAGAGCAUGAACAAUUCCAAAAGUAAUUGAUGGGUCCACAGAAAAGAUAUUGUGUGUGCUGAAAAGGAAAGAAAAUUAAUUUCCUCCUGGUGUCUAUUUCAGAACCAAUAUUUGUGAUUUGAUUAGAAGCAUGCCAUGUAUAAGCUCUUGUUGUUCUAUUUGAAUGUACAGUAUUAACGAUUUGACAGGACAUGCUACUUCAAGAAGAUACAGAAUUCUUUGCUACAUAAAUCAUAUUCUCCCUUUAAGUAUCAAAUGGUACUUUUUAAAGAUGAAUAUAAGUUAUUUUUCUUUCGUGCAUUAUAAGAUUGUAGAUUGCAGAUUUGUGUGUCUCAAAAUUUAUAAAGUCAAAUUCAAUCAACUGUAAUUUAUGAAGGAUAAUUAAGGAGAGGACACUGGAGUUUAUGUUUGUUUUCUAGUCUUAUGGUGCUUUGAAAUGGGUAACUUUAAGAUUAUGUAACUUUUCCAAAUAAAUACAUCUAGUUUACCUUAUACUUACUUGUUCAUGACAAUGUUUACAACACUAUUUUUUCAUGAUGUGGGGUUUCAGUGCUUGUGUUGGAGCUCAUAAUGACUUUUGUGGUCAUUUUUCAUCAUAUUUUUGUUUUCGUCAUUUUGUCAUCUCUGUCAGGUGCAUUGACGACAACAUAACACAGUCUUUCUAUUUGUGAUGGAUGUUAGAGAAAGUGUUUCGUGUCACAGGAGUACAGAUGACAGCGUUGUUUUGUGCGUUGAUAUCAGAAAAGAAAUCAAUGUGCAACAAAGCAGUUUAUAAGUAGGAUUGUUUGAGGCGAUUGUUUGACAUAUUUGACAGGAUCUUUUAACAUUUUAGAUUUUCUCGGUUUGUUUUCUGCUUAUCUUAACUGGUGGAAUGAACCGUCUUGGGACAAAGCACAGACCGCUGAUGUCUAGCAAAUAAAAGUAGAGAAGACGGAGUCAAAACACAUCGCACUGUUAGGGAUUCCUCACAUAGAACACAAAAUUAAUUUAUUGUUUGAAUAGAAUUUUCAGUUUUGACUACAUUUUUUUUUAUAGUAACCGAGAAGUGAGUUGCAUAUUAUUAUCCAGUAGCUGUAGUGCCCUUAGUUUUGAUUUAGUCAUGGUUAUAAGUAUUUCUAAAAUCAGAUUUUUUUGUUUGUGAAAAGAGAGUUUGCAGUGUGUGUGUUUGUUGUCCUUUUGAUUUCACUUAUGCAGAAAAACUUUGUCGUUUGUGACUAUUACUAUAAUCUUAUAUGUUGCUUUUUGUUUCUGGCUAAUUUUGUCCUUAAUUAUUUUAGAGUCAUCACUAUUGUAUCUUUUUAAGAAGUCUUUAUUGGACUGUAUUUAUUUAUGACUCGAGGAUUCUUUAGUUAUGCUCUGUUGGCUCAGGUUUUCUCCGAUGGUAAGAGACUUUUAUACUCAGCAUUACAAAUUGUUAACUAAAGUUUAGUUUCUGUGCAUUUUUAAUCAUUAACAAUAUCAGUGCAGAAGGCGCUUUGAUAUUUUUAUGAAAAUAGAAUUUAUCGUAUGAUAUUGGAAAUAACACUCUGUGCUGGGCCCACUCUAGUGUGUUUCAACAUAGUGUAAUUAAAUCCUUAACAUACUCAACACUGGAUUUGUGGCUCUGUCAGUUCUACAAUGCAGAUAAUCAAGUUCCUGGGGCGGGGGGGUUGUUAAUGUGAGCCAAUAAUGUUAACCAAUACUUUUUUUUUACUUUAUGUCUUUUUUCAAUGAAUAUUUUGAGACUUUUUCAUGGUACUCUCAUCGGAGACUUUUAUGUGUUUGCAAUACUUACAUUGUUUUUUUGUCUGUGUUAUUAAUAAACAGUGUCAUAGUAGCUAAGAUGAA